Molecule: messenger RNA, 2100 nt
Organism: Glycine soja
Lineage: Eukaryota; Viridiplantae; Streptophyta; Magnoliopsida; Fabales; Fabaceae
Product: aspartic proteinase NANA, chloroplast-like
Exons: 2
Coding region: 282-1847 (521 amino acids)
Biological process (GO): proteolysis
Molecular function (GO): aspartic-type endopeptidase activity
Source: RefSeq, a predicted model, not a curated record
CAAAGGCGAAAAGAAAGGCCCUACUACGCUUUUGUGUGCCUCUCAAACACCAUUCUCCUAUAUCGCACAUAUAUAUCUUUGUUUUCCCUUUGUUGUUGUGUCCCCCUCUCAUUCAUUUCCUUCCAUCAAUCACCACUCUUUCAUUCAAUUCUUCUCCCAAAUCAAACCACAUUAUACCCAUUACACAUUCUUCUUCUUCUUCUUGUUAUUAUUAUUGUUAACAUUGUCAUUCUCAUAUUAUAUAUACAUAUAUAUAUAUAUUAUAAAAACACAACAUUUUGAUGAUGGGGAGGAGGAUGAUGCAAUGGAACACCAUCACCAAAGCUUCAAUUCUCGUCACCAUCACCCUCCUCUUGAUUCUCCCCGUGGCCGUUAACAGCAUGAGGCUCGAAUUGGUGCACAGACACCACGAGCGCUUUGCCGGCGGCGGCGGCGACGUGGAUCGGGUGGAGGCGGUGAAGGGGUUCGUAAAAAGGGACAAGCUGCGGCGGCAGAGGAUGAACCAGAGGUGGGGUGUAGUAAGUAAUUACGACAGCAGAAGAAAAGGCUUCGAGAUGACGACAACGCCGGCGGAGGUGGAAAUGCCCAUGCACUCGGGGCGGGACGAUGCCCUCGGCGAAUACUUCGCCGAGGUCAAGGUCGGAAGCCCCGGGCAGCGGUUCUGGCUCGUGGUGGACACCGGCAGCGAGUUCACGUGGCUCAACUGCGUAAUGCAGAAUGCCACAACAACAACAACAACGCGGAAGAACAAAACCAAAAAGAAACAACAACAACACCACCACCAUGUGCACAAGCAUCACAGCAAGAGGAACAACCGAACGAGGACGAGGAGAACGAGGAAGAAGAAGGUUAAGAGUAGUAAAAGUAACAAGAGUGAUCCUUGCAAAGGGGUCUUCUGUCCCCAUAAGUCUAAGUCCUUUGAAGCUGUGACGUGUGCGUCCAGGAAGUGCAAGGUUGACCUUAGUGAACUUUUCUCGCUGAGUGUUUGCCCCAAGCCUUCUGAUCCUUGCUUGUAUGAUAUCAGCUAUGCUGAUGGAUCAUCUGCAAAGGGAUUCUUUGGCACUGACUCUAUCACAGUAGGCCUCACAAAUGGAAAGCAAGGAAAACUGAAUAACCUCACAAUUGGGUGCACAAAAUCAAUGCUAAAUGGGGUAAACUUCAAUGAAGAAACUGGUGGCAUAUUGGGGCUAGGCUUUGCCAAGGACUCAUUCAUUGACAAAGCAGCUAACAAAUAUGGUGCCAAGUUCUCCUAUUGUUUAGUUGACCAUUUGAGUCACAGAAGCGUUUCAAGUAAUCUAACCAUUGGUGGCCACCACAAUGCCAAAUUGUUGGGUGAAAUCAGAAGAACAGAACUCAUUUUGUUCCCUCCAUUCUAUGGUGUGAAUGUGGUAGGAAUCUCAAUUGGGGGCCAAAUGCUGAAAAUCCCACCUCAGGUUUGGGAUUUCAAUGCUGAAGGAGGCACCUUAAUUGACUCAGGCACAACAUUGACUUCACUACUUCUUCCAGCCUAUGAGGCAGUUUUUGAGGCCUUGACCAAGUCUUUAACCAAAGUCAAGAGGGUUACUGGUGAAGAUUUUGAUGCAUUGGAAUUUUGCUUUGAUGCUGAGGGGUUUGAUGAUAGUGUAGUGCCAAGAUUAGUGUUCCAUUUUGCAGGAGGAGCAAGGUUUGAGCCACCAGUGAAGAGCUACAUCAUUGAUGUGGCACCCCUAGUGAAGUGCAUUGGAAUUGUUCCAAUUGAUGGGAUUGGUGGUGCAUCUGUUAUAGGCAAUAUUAUGCAACAAAAUCAUCUUUGGGAGUUUGACUUGUCAACAAACACUGUAGGGUUUGCUCCUUCUACCUGCACUUAACUAGCUAUUCUUGUAAUCUUGUGAAUGUGAUAAUUUCCUUUUCUUUGUUUUUUUUUACUCUGCUUCCCUCAUUUUCUUGCGGGCGCAAGCAAGUCACAUUUGGUGCUUGCUCGAAUUGGAUUUUUAUUCUUUUUAAUUAUUUUCUAUUUUUUCACCUUUGUAAAAUAUUACGUGUAAACAUGUAUCAUACAUCUAAUUCAAGUUCUUAUGAUGUUAAUAAUACGUGGCUGGGCCACAGAUUUCCUUUUAGAUA